AUGGACCUCAUCUCGAAGACCCUAAAGGAGAACCAGUCCACUAAACAGGAGUACACUUGCCCCGCGUCCCCUGAAAGCUUCAUGUCGGCGAGCUAUAUGACAGUCCAACCCGCACCUAAAGAGGUGGACACAAAUAAGGCCGCCAAAGACCAGCGCAGGUUUGUGGUGUGUGGCGGUGAGGGCCCAUGCGGUGCUCGAGGUGUGCGAGUGCGCAGUACUGCUCCACUGCGUGCCAGAGGAAGCACUGGAAAGCCGGGCACAAAGAGUAGUACGGGCGACACCUCUCUCGGAGUUUCUGCAGAUGGCAACAGUAUAUAUAUAGACGCCCAAGAACCAGAAGGUGCAAUAGCUUUCGGGACAGCUUCAGCGAUAUCGUCCUUGACCAGUGUCGUGUCCAAGAUCAAGAGGGAUGGCAAGAUACCGUAUAACCUCCACGGUGAUGACAAGUUCGUGGUGAAGAUUCAGGUACCUAUGACGGGUCCUGGUACCAUGAUGAUGUAUGACGAGCAGAGAAGCUUCAAUCGCCUUGUGGGGAUGAAAGAGCCGGGCGCUAUGAAGCUAUAUAAGACAAUAGAAGCGGUGGGUUUGGGUAAGCUGUACUUUAUGGCCAUCCGAGAAGGCACCAAGUUCAAAUUCCUCUUGUCGCCUCUACCGUCCCAGUGGCAGCCAUGGUAA
This is a messenger RNA of Sphaeroforma arctica JP610, 675 nucleotides long. RefSeq lists its product as hypothetical. The transcript has 2 exons. The record is from RefSeq and is a predicted model, not a curated record. Bases 1 to 675 code for a protein of 224 amino acids. Lineage: Eukaryota; Ichthyosporea; Ichthyophonida.